GAGAGAGAGAGAGAGAGAGAGAGAGAGAGGGAGCGCACGCGCGCGAUAACAAUGGCCACCGUGAACGUCGGAACCCUAAUCCGCUCCGUGGCUGCUCCGCCGCCUCCUCCGCCGCGUGCCGCCGCACACUCCGUUCCCACGGCGCCACGCCGCCUCUUCCUCCUCCUUUGCUCCGCCACCGCCGCCGCCCCCUUCAUCACCUCCGCCUCCUCCUCCUCCUCCGUCGCCGCAAUCUCCUUGGGAAUCCCGGGGCCGAAGGAGUGGCUGAGGGAGCAGAAGAAGAAGGCGGCGAAGUACGUGUUGGCGCCGAUCGACGCCUCGCGCCAGACCCUACGCAAUGCCUAUCAAUUACUCGAGGCCGCACCCGAUUCAGCGGCGGAGAAAACCAAAGAGGUUCGCAGCCUACUAUAUUCGGCGGCGAGGGACUGCGUGCCCGAGCAGAGGAAUUCGCUGGUUGCGUUUCAGUCUCAAACAGGGGUCGAGGUUUGAGUCUCUUUCUUUAUCUCGAUCUCUUCAAAGUACUAGUGGCUCUCAAAUCUCCCGAACGGCUUCGCACUGCAGCUAGAAACCAGAAGCUUCGUAUUGCAGAUUCAGCACUUGAGGACUAUAAGCACAUUUUGGUUUCUUGCCGCAAUGUGAAGCUCUAGAAAUUUAGCUUGGCAAACAUCCGAUGAAGGAGCUAAUUCGUUAGUAAUGCCAAAUCGGCAUCAAGGCCUCAGCUGGGGGCUUCUGCAAUGGUAUUGUUUUGAGUAGAUAUCUCAGAAAA
This is a messenger RNA of Ananas comosus (pineapple), 766 nucleotides long. RefSeq lists its product as uncharacterized. Lineage: Eukaryota; Viridiplantae; Streptophyta; Magnoliopsida; Poales; Bromeliaceae. Gene Ontology annotation, cellular component: chloroplast. The transcript is spliced from 4 exons. The coding region runs from base 52 to 489 and encodes 145 amino acids. The record is from RefSeq and is a predicted model, not a curated record.